CCUGCCUUAGCAUGGCUUGGGGCUUAGGGCUGGGGACUUGCCCUCCAUGGAGGUCAGUGGGAGUUGCAGCUCGAAGGUGGCAGGGCCUACCCAUCUUACAGAGGCGAAGACGAGGCCCCUCUGCCUCUGCUGCAGGCGUGGAGUCUGCACCCACCCUUCCACCUUCAGAGCCUGGCCAUGGGGUCCUGGGUCCCCACAACACUGUGCAUUAGACCUGGUUAACCCAGGACACCCUCCACAUUGACACAGCCCUGGCUACACCUGCUUCAGUGCAUCUGGAGCCCUCACUGGCGGGUGCCUGACACCUCGGCCUUGUUUUCUAAAGGAGGGGCGCUUCUUAAGUGUGUGUGUGGUCUCCCUCGCUCCACACCCUCCAGUGCAUGCGCACUCAUCCUGCAUUGCCUGGCCCCCCGAGGUUCCAGGGUCUCUAAACAGCUUCCUGAAGAUGAGGAUGGGGUGAGGGUGAGGUCACAUCUACAACCGGAGCCAGCGCUUCUCUGCCUCCACCCCUUUUCGUAGAAUCCUGCUGCUUAGCUCUACCUGUGGGUGUCAUCGGCCCCGCCCCAUUUCCCCAUGCUUUAAGGUGGAUGAGUCGCCACAGACCUCCCAGGGGGAUAGAGAGCGCUGGUGUGACCUGCACACCCAGUGAGGGCUCUGGAACCGUGGUGCGUGAAGCUGGGACCCGGGUUCGAAUCCUGCCCCUCUGGUGUGGUGUGGCCUUUUCCCACAGACUUUUGGCCUCAGUGUUCCCUGCCUGGGAAGUGGGGACUGGCCCUGGCUCCUGGCUCCAGAGCCGCACCCAGAGGCAAUCAGCCCGGCGCCCGAAUGGGGUCGUGUGGCUGCAACUCCGGGCCAGGGAUCCUGGCCCUCCCUGCCCACAUCCUCAUCCUGCUGUUGCUCCUCGCCUUCUCCCCCCGGGGAGAUCCGGAUACUGCAGCCAGGCGAGGCCAGCACCAGGUCCCCCAGCACCGCGGUCACGUCUGUUACCUGGGCGUAUGCCGGACCCACCACCUGGCGGAGAUCAUAUUGCUCUGCCUCCACCAAGGAGCCCUCAGGGAAGGCCAGCCGCGAGCCCCAGGACCCCUACAGCUAUGGGCGCCGCCGGUGGCGCGAGGCGGAAGCCCGGCUCCGUUCCCAGGACUCCGGCCUGCAGCGAGGGGGCCAGCGCAGUGCCCAGCUCGCUGGGUGACCCCGGGCACGGCUCGUCCCCUCGUCGGCUUCAGUUUGCCUAUCCGUAUAUUGGACCUUCUAUCCCACGUUUCUUCUCCCCUAACUCCAGCCCCUGAAACCGUCUUCCCCAGUCCCUCCCCGGGCGGUGACUAGGUUGGACCCAGGAGCACAAGGGACCAGGCUUGGACGAAGAACACUGAUGCCCAAAGCCGAAUAAACGAGAGUUCCGUGUU
Messenger RNA from Piliocolobus tephrosceles (Ugandan red Colobus), 1403 nucleotides. It is a transcript of the gene ADM5, whose product is annotated as adrenomedullin 5 (putative). The record is from RefSeq and is a predicted model, not a curated record. Lineage: Eukaryota; Metazoa; Chordata; Mammalia; Primates; Cercopithecidae.